Molecule: messenger RNA, 930 nt
Organism: Acaulospora colombiana
Lineage: Eukaryota; Fungi; Glomeromycota; Glomeromycetes; Diversisporales; Acaulosporaceae
Source: the annotation of a GenBank genome assembly
AUGAAUCAAAAUCAGAAAGCAGUGGUGGCAGACAAAGCCAAGGAUGUCAAGGAUCCGAAGGCCUUUUCGGAUAAGGAUAAGUCGAAGUAUCGUUAUUCUUCGGAAAUUCAACAAAUGAUGUUUGUCUUCGGAGAAGUCUCCGAUCCAUUACCGGAGACCAUUAUGCUUGUGGAGGACAUCGUUAGGUCGCAAAUCAUACAGGCUGCGGCUCAGGCCGCAAAACGUGGAUCACGUUAUAUGAGCGCGGAGGAUUUGAUCUUCUUAAUUAGGCAUGAUCGCGCAAAGGUGAAUCGUCUACGUACGUAUCUGAGUUGGAAGGACGUGCGUAAAAAUGCCAAAGACACCAACGCGAAGGCACGUAAGAUGAAAGUAAAAUUAUCUUGGGAGUUGGUGAACUCAUUUUCGGAAUUCCUGAAUGCGGACUCGGAUGAGGACGACGAAGAGGAGUUGGAGGCCUACAAUGACUCGAUUCAACGGUUAAAGGAUGCCGACGAGAUCACCAGGGCCAUGACGAGAGAAGAAUACGUUCACUAUUCCGAAUGCCGUCAGGCCUCAUUUACAUACAGGAAAGCCAAACGCUUUCGAGAAUGGGCAAACAUGUCGGCUUACAUCGACAUGAAACCGAAUGAUGAUAUUAUUGACAUUUUAGGAUUUUUAACAUUCGAGAUGGUCAGCAAGCUCACCGAGACCGCGCUUCGCGUCAAACAAGAUCUGGACAAGGAGCAGAGGGUUCAUAAGGGUAUUAAACGUCCACGCGAGAAUUCCAGGAACUUUGGCGAAAAUGUCUACUUAUUUUCCCAACCACCUCCGGAACAAACGGCCUUGAGACCUUCACAUAUUCACGAGGCGUUUAGAAGGUUGCAGAUGGAUCCGCAGCCCAUAAAAAAUUUCAGAGGCGGUCUUGUUCGAACGAAGGUCUCAUUGAUAUAA